Molecule: messenger RNA, 411 nt
Organism: Physeter macrocephalus (sperm whale)
Lineage: Eukaryota; Metazoa; Chordata; Mammalia; Artiodactyla; Physeteridae
Product: lysosomal acid phosphatase-like
Exons: 2
Coding region: 33-281 (82 amino acids)
Source: RefSeq, a predicted model, not a curated record
CCAGCCUCUUUGCUGCACAGACUAUAGCGGUGAUGGCGGGCAGACAGUUCGGCUGGAGCCGGGUGGCUCUUCUCCAGCUCUUCCUUGGUGUGAACCUGAUGAUGAUGCCACCUACCGAGGCCCGGCGUCUGCGUUUCGUUACCUUGCUGUACCGACAUGGAGACCGUUCGCCAGUGAAGACAUACCCCAAGGACCCCUAUCAGGAAGACGAAUGGCCCCAGGGAUUUGGUCAGCUAACCAAGGUGGGUCAGAAGCUAGCUCUCUCUCAGGAUGAGCUGUAGAAUGAGUGACCGCUAGAGCAGGCUGCAGAGCUUGGGGCCUCACCAAACUGCUUUUUCCCAUGUGGGUGCUGAUUUUGACCACAUUUCUUAAUCUUACUUUCAUCUGUGCCCAGAUUAAAAUGGGCAUACA